Molecule: messenger RNA, 839 nt
Organism: Scomber scombrus (Atlantic mackerel)
Lineage: Eukaryota; Metazoa; Chordata; Actinopteri; Scombriformes; Scombridae
Gene: cnpy1
Product: canopy FGF signaling regulator 1
Exons: 6
Coding region: 134-694 (186 amino acids)
Cellular component (GO): endoplasmic reticulum
Source: RefSeq, a predicted model, not a curated record
GUGAAAUUCGAAGCAUGGACAUUAAAAGUAGUUCAUGACAGCUCGUCAUUAUAGUUUGAACAUCGCUGUUAUUUGAGUGUGAACGAGCCUCCGCCGCUGCUAGCUCAGUGUAACUCUCCACCAGGUUAUCAAUAUGGCCUCAUGGAUUAUUCAGAUAACAGUGAUGGUGCUAUCUGUCUUCAUCAGCAGCUGCCAGGGGAAGAAGGACAAGGUGCUGUACUGUUCUGCAUGCAAAGCGAUUGUGGAUGAGCUGAACUACUCGAUCAGUCAGGUGGACCCAAAGAAAACCAUCCACGUCGGCAGCUUUCGACUCAACCCUGAUGGAACCAUGCAGGACAAAAAGGUACCUCUGGCUCGCUCAGAGACUCACCUCAGCGAGCUCCUGGAUGGCGUCUGCAACAGCAUGAGUGACUACGCCAUGUAUGUGGACCCCGACACCCAGGAGAAACAGUACAAGAGGUUUGCUCCCAGGAGCAGCGGGGCCAAAGGGGACUUCCCCGACUUUAAUAACUUCCAGUUUGAUGGACCUGAAGCUUCCAACGCCUUGAAAUUCGCAUGUGAAAGCGUCGUGGAGGAGCUGGAGGAUGAUAUCAUCUCUCUGUUCAGCCAGGACACAGAGCAUGUGCACCAGCAGUUAUGCAACACAGUCUCAGACUACUGUAAAGACAGCGCUCACACAAACGAGGAGUUGUAGUGUCCAUCUCAUAUUUUCAGUGUAAAAAGGUGGGAACAGUUUGUUGUAAUGAUAGAAAAAAAUGGGGCAUUUAAACAAAAUCAUGUUUUUUGACAAAUCAUUUCAAAUCUUUUUAAAUAAAUAAAUGAUAAAUAUUAAGAAAAUA